AUGGGAGCACUUGCUAUUGGAGAGAAGAUGCCUUAUGUGACAGCUGUCCCUGAGCCUGAGCUUUACGUGCAACUAUUAAUCACGGAUCGACGAUGCGCUGGGAAGGGGGUUGGCAAACGUCUUUUGGACCAUGCACGUGAGGUUGCCAAAGAGAUUGGAGUCUCAUUGCUACGGGUGGACUGCUAUGCAGGUGACGACGGCAAAUUGGUCCAAUACUAUGAGUCUCAAGGAUUUAAGCGAUUCGAAACCUUGAGUCUCGAAGGAGGCUGGCCUUGUCAAGUGCUUGCUCAACGUUUACAUGAGGCGAAAGGAGAAUAG
Penicillium concentricum is the source of this 318-nucleotide messenger RNA. RefSeq lists its product as uncharacterized. The transcript has a single exon. NCBI's taxonomy places the organism in Eukaryota, Fungi, Ascomycota, Eurotiomycetes, Eurotiales, Aspergillaceae. Gene Ontology annotation, molecular function: acyltransferase activity, transferring groups other than amino-acyl groups. The record is from RefSeq and is a predicted model, not a curated record. The coding region runs from base 1 to 318 and encodes 105 amino acids.